Caenorhabditis elegans is the source of this 367-nucleotide messenger RNA. The record is from the annotation of a RefSeq genome assembly. Lineage: Eukaryota; Metazoa; Nematoda; Chromadorea; Rhabditida; Rhabditidae.
AAUAAAUUGUGUUCAAGCUGUACCAUCUUCGCUUGGCAAAGCGUGUGACGUCACCCGUGGCUAAACAAUUUCGGUGUACACGUGCUUUCAUCACAUUUCGGAAAAAUCAAUACAUUGAGCGAUAACAUCAUUAUCAUUGAAAGCAAAUGAUCAUAUCACAACUCCGAAUACCGAUGCUCCACCAGCUUAUACUGAAGCACCGCCGACAUACACUGAAACAUCUGGAACUACACCUGGAAUGCCGACAGAUUUGUCCGAGACUCAAAGGUCCCAGCAGCAAAUCAGUAAUUGGAGCAUAGCAUUCCUUUGUAUGCUCAUUAUAUACAUUUCUUUUAUCUGUUUAAUUAUCGCCGCACUCUGUACAUGA